Molecule: messenger RNA, 3445 nt
Organism: Pseudophryne corroboree (corroboree frog)
Lineage: Eukaryota; Metazoa; Chordata; Amphibia; Anura; Myobatrachidae
Gene: SDC1
Product: syndecan 1
Exons: 5
Coding region: 107-1603 (498 amino acids)
Biological process (GO): cell migration
Cellular component (GO): cell surface; membrane
Source: RefSeq, a predicted model, not a curated record
ACUGAGUGGAAGUGGGAUUGUUACUGUUUCCCUCCUCCCAGCGAGAGCAGGACGGGAUCCCGGCGGUGUGGAGGGAGCAGUGCGAGGAGGAUUGCUCUGCGGGAAGAUGGACAUGCUAGCAGCGCUCUUCGUGUUGGGGAUCAGCAGCGCUCUGGCCCUGGGGAAUGAAAUGAAACUUGCUGCUCCUGAAGACAUUGAUGGCUCUGGGGAUGAUGGGGAUUACUCUGGAUCAGGAGCAUAUGAAUCUAAGACUGUAAAUGACUUCUCAACACCUGCACCACCUCUGGUGUCCUUGGAGCCACAUAUGCCAUCUACAGUCCAGCAACCAGACAUCUUGGUUAAAGUGGAAACUGAAGUGGAAGAUACCAUGAAGGUUGAGCAGACCACUAAGCUGCAAGAUUUAAUUGCUGGUGAUCAGACUACUCAAGAAGGCACAACGCUAGUACAAACAACCCAAGACUCCUCUACAGAUGAGUUUAUUGAUGACGAAAAGAAACAUCACCAUCACCACCACCAUCAUCACCAUACUACCACACCUAGUACAACCCUUCCUGUUUCAGAUGAACAUAAUGAGAAUAAAACUAUAAUUCCAGUUGAGGCUGAGGAGCACCAUGUACAGCCUGUAGAACCUACCACGAGUACAGCUGCUGAAGAUUCGGAAAUGGAGAAUGUAAUCCAGAAAGCGACAACUCCUGCGGUUUUAAUACAACAUGGCGUUCAAGAUACCACCUCAGGUUCAACUAGUACACCUUAUGCAGAUAUCGAAGAUCCUAAUGCAGAUACUGAUGAGGCUACAAUCUUGGUUAAUGCUGACUUGACCACAGUUGCUGGCUCUACUACAGAUAAAGAUCAUCAUCAUCCCCACCACCACCACCACCAUCAUCAUCAUCAUCAUCAUCAUGAACAUACGACUUCCUCAAUUGAUGGGAUAAAUGUUCAUGAAGAAACAAGUACAAAGCCAUCUGACAAGAUAGAGUCUUUUGAGGACAUCUUUCUCCAAGGUGAGCCCACAACAUCUGAAGAUAAUAGGCACCACCACCACCAUACAACUACACCCAGUGCUACCCAGCCCACUGAUUUGGAAAAGCCACUUAUGGCCCACACAGAAGCACCAAAGGGCCGGGGUGCCAAUUUUCCACUUGCUAAAGCUACAACUCCCAUUCCAGUGAUCAGUGAAGAGGAACAUAUUCCUGAAGGUGUGGAGCCUGCUGACUUGUCCACUAGCUCAACUUUGCAGGACAAAACAUCCAUAACUCCAGUGCAGGACGAAAAUGAGGAUUCCAUGGACUCUAAAGAGGAAGAUGAUUCUUCAGGAGAAGAUCCGGACUUCUUCAUUGAAGUUACAGCUCCACAAAUAAUUAACAGGGCCCGCCCGCAGUCUGAGGAUGGCUCUGAUGCUUCUCAUGGGAUAAUGGAAAGGAAGGAACUUCUGGCAGGCAUCAUUGCGGGUGGUCUGGCUGGCUUAGUAUUUGCUGCUGCCUUGGUUGCGUUUGUGAUGUACAGAAUGAAAAAGAAGGAUGAAGGAAGCUACUCUCUGGAGGAGCCGAAACAGUCCAACGGCGGUUAUCAGAAACCACGGGAACAGAGGGAGUUCUAUGCAUAAGACCAACACUAUAAAAGUUCUACGUUCAUUUUGUGAUCCUGGUCUUGGCUUCUCCACUUGUAGCUUUAACUCUGUGCGGCUUUGGACUCCCAGGACUAGAAGCGGACAUCAUUUAAGGCAAAAGUCCUAAGUGCCUUUCUCUACAGCGCAAUGCCUGUAAAACUAUAAUGGACUCUCGUUGCGUUUUCAGCGAGGAAGGGAUUAAAGGCUGAUUUGGUUUAUGGUUGUAGGGCUUGAGUGACUCUAGAUGCAGAAAGUUCUUUUGGUGCAAGUCUCUUUCCCACCUUAUUCUGCUGAAAACCUAGCAUUUCUCCAGUGCCUUGCUACCGUUGUAUAUAUUUAGCUAGAUAGUCGUGUGUAUGUAUUUUUUGUUUUUCCCCACAACGGUACAGUGUCUUAAAUCCAUGAUAGCACUUAAACUACAAGUGUUACAUGUGGAAGGUUGAACAAAUACAUUUCUGACCAGAUUACUGUAUGUAAUGGUGUAGAAAGUCAGCCAGAAAUUGGUUCUUUCCAUGCACCUCUAUCUUGUAACUGGGCCACAGGGCUUUUUUUUUUUCUUUUUUCCAUCCACCCUUUCCCCGCAAUUUCUAUAGUAGAUCUUUGAAUUGCUACUUAUUUAUAUACCUAACUUCAAGACCUGCUAGAGAGCUUAACCCCCGCCCCCCCCUCUCCCCUCUUCUAUUGCACUAUUCCAUUGGCAAAUCUGCAGUCCCGUUGAGAGCAGAGGAAGUGUUACCAAAUGCUAAUUUUUAAUUGAGUUUGUCUUAGCAAAUUUGCUUUCUGAGUGUGCAGUGCCAACAUUUUAAUGUGUGUAGUUUUGUGCACAACGUUUUUCUGCUGUAAAGUUAGUUAUUGAGGAUGAUAACCUUGUCUUCCCAGUGAGGGCUUUAAACCUCCCUGCAAAUUGUGCCAUUACGCUGUUAUGCUACCCUUAUACUGUUGUGUUUCAAUACCACGUCACUGCAUAGUCUGUGCAGUUUGUUCUAUAUUCCGGGAGGGAUUAUUAUUAUUUUUUUUUUUUUAAUAUAAAUAUUUAACUUUAUAAAGUAAAGAUGCCCUGUCAAUGUGGGAGGUUUUUUUGUUUUUUUUUCCGGAUGUACUGCAUCUUGUGGGGGUGCCUGUGCGUGCAGUAGGCAGUAAGGUCUGUUUGGUUAAACACGUAACAAGCUCGUCACUAAUUAAAAUUAAUUUUUAUUUUUUAUAUAAUACUGUACAGUUAACUUUUCUGCAAACCUUCAGACCCUCAUCAUCCCCCAUAUGUCACAAACAAAGCAUAUGCGGUUUAAUGCAAUAGGGACUUUCCUAAUGGUUCCAGGAAAGAUGCCACGCCCCCACCUCCUUGCUUUGCGGCUUACGUUAUGCAGUAUUGCUGCAAUGGGACGUACUGUACAUAUGUCAUUCAUUAGUGUAUUGCACACCAGCAGUAUGAGUGUCCAAUCCAUUGUGAUAAAUGUUUAUCUGUAAAUAGGUUUAACAAAGUCUGAUUUGACUGUCUAUCCCUGACUAAUUUUGUAUAAUAGUCGUUGGAGGUGUGGCUCUACAACGGAUUGUGUAACAAUCUCCACAGCCACAGUCUGCCAGUGUUGGCCGUUAAACUACAUUUUUAGUUACUCUACACACUAAAGGGCUUACAACUCAGGGAUAAAUAGGUGAGAAAUGGGCAGUAAACGGUUACUUCAUUUGUUGUGAACUUAUCCACUGAAUGUUCUAUUUCUUUAUUUUUACAACCCAUUCAUUGAUUUCCAAUGUUACUGCCACGCUCCUUCUGACGUUAUAAAAUGUAACAAUGUUUUUCUGCUGUAGAGACCUUUAAUAAAUCAUACCACAUGCCCAUUUUAA